ACUUAAUCUCUUCUUCAAACAUACAUAUUUUGCAUACAUAUAGACCACAUGUCCCAUCAACACCAUGAUCAUUUCGCUGCACAUGGCAUUGAAGAUGAAGAUCCUGCAGUAGCUGAAAAACGCCAUUUUCAAAAAGUAUUACUAGCAUUUGUGUAUUAUCGAUCGCAUGGUCUGAAUCAUAAUCAUCGACGUCGUCGUGACUUUUUAGCUUUACCAGAACAUCACAAACGUAUGAUCCCUGAUACUUUACAGAAAAUUGAUACUGUUGAUACCAAGAUUGAAAUGAAUGCUCGCUUCUUUCGUGAUCUUGUCAAAAGUGCCAACCUUUUCUCCAACAAUGACAUGACUCAAUUAUUAGAAGAAGCAAGGAAAAAGGGUGAACAACCUCCAGUCAAACCAUCAGAUAUGGAUAAAGUGAGAAGUACUUUAAAACAAUGUUUCCGGGAUUGGUCAGUAGAGGGAAAAGUGGAAAGAGAUGCUAUUUAUGUACCUAUUAUAGAAGAAUUGGAAUCUAUUUACAAGUCAUUAUCUGUUCCAGAAAGAGGUGAUAUCCGUGUUCUUGUGCCUGGUGCAGGACUUGGUCGUUUGGCAUAUGAUAUUGCAACUCACGGAUUCAGCUGUCAAGGCAACGAAUUUACAUUUUAUAUGCUAUUAGCAUCCAACUUUUUGCUCAACAACAUUGAAAAAGAACGACAAUAUGAAAUUUAUCCAUUUGUACAUUCAUUUAGUAACCUUCCGACAGCAGCAAGUCAAUUACAACCUAUUCGAAUUCCUGAUGUUGUGCCUGGGAAUUUACCUUCAACUGUAGAUUUUUCCAUGGUGGCUGGUGACUUUUUAGAAGUUUAUGGUGAAGAAAGUGAUAAUCAAGGUGCUUGGGAUGUGGUGGUGACUUGUUUCUUUAUUGAUACUGCUCGCAAUAUCAUAAAAUAUCUCGAAGUCAUUCAUAGUAUUUUGAAACAAGGCGGUACUUGGAUCAACAUUGGUCCUUUAUUAUAUCAUUUUGAAGAUACACCUGGUGAAUCCUCAGUGGAACUCUCUUUGGAUCAAAUCAAACGUGUGGCUCAGGAAAUGGGUUUUGAAUUCAAGAAAGAAUCCAUGAUUGAUACAACAUAUACUUCCAAUCCUGAUAGUAUGUUGACUUAUUUAUAUCAUUCUGCUUUUUGGACUGCUACAAAGAAAUAAAUGAAAUGUAUGGUUUUAUUUGGUGAUAGGGGUCCCAUUCAUGUUUAUCAUCUUUUUGUUUACGUGUGUCAAUAAAGUUUUUACUCGAUAAUAAUCACCUGAAAGUUGUACACUAUAAAUAAUAUCAUGUGAAUCUAAGUGACCAGAAGAAACAAAACCCUAGUUUUUGGUCUCCGCCUUUGCGCGUGAAAAAUAAAGCAUGGUUGAUUUUUUUUUUUUU
Messenger RNA from Halteromyces radiatus, 1402 nucleotides. RefSeq names its product N2227-like protein-domain-containing protein. The record is from RefSeq and is a predicted model, not a curated record. Lineage: Eukaryota; Fungi; Mucoromycota; Mucoromycetes; Mucorales; Cunninghamellaceae. The coding region runs from base 49 to 1182 and encodes 377 amino acids. Gene Ontology annotation, molecular function: S-adenosylmethionine-dependent methyltransferase activity. The transcript has 8 exons.